AUGGCGAAUCAAGAUAUGUCUUGCCCUCAAAGUGCUCGAAAGAAGCGUGCGAGAACGGGCUGCCUGAGAUGCCGAACCCGGCGACGCAAAUGUGACGAACAUAAGCCUCGCUGUCAACGUUGUCUCGACGCAAACGCAGAGUGCGUCUAUGGCCCAAGGCUUUCAUUCUUACAGAAGAAUGCUAUUACUGCUCCUGAUAUCAGGAAUCCUCCUCUAGAUGGAAAAUACAAUGAUGCUAGGAACUAUUCUAAAAUUCAGUUUAUGGACGGCGAUCAUGUCCGACAGAAAGAUGCCAGUACCAGCAAAAAGUCUCAAUAUUUAAUUCCUUCUCCUCUUUCUCCCGAAGGAGAAAAUACUUUUAUAUGUGAUAGUCUAUCUCUAAGAAGUGAUCUAGAACCGAUUAUUACUAGUACUCAUAUUAAUGAACUGUCAAGUUUUGGUUCAGGUUCUGACAACACAUAUCGCGGAGAUGAUACGACUGUCGCGAAAACUCGGGAUUCACAGAUUCCCGAUGAUCUGUCGCUUCAUCAUCAUGAAGAUACUCGGGCUCGAAAUAUGGUGAGGCAAGGCGAUAGUUUCGAGGUUGCGCUAGAUGUUCUGAUGACUCUUGGUGUCGGAGACCAAAGGGUGGAUACACCUGCUCAUGUUACCCCUAACACAGGAAAUUUGGAAGAAGAUAAUGUAUUAUUACCAAUAUCAACACUGGACACCCUGGGCGGCACCGGCCCAUUGAGCCACCGCGUGACAAGUCAGCUCUCCACGGGCCGGUCAAUUGAGCUUCUGAGGCACUACAGAUAUAAGAUUGCACCAUGGCUAGAUAUAUGUGACCCAAAGCAGACCUUUGGUCUCGUCGUUCCACUUCUUGCUAUGAGAUCGGACUUGUCAUUUGAUGCACUCUUGGAACUUUGCCGCGCUUCAUAUAAUAUCCAUCAUUAUCAUAUGGGUUCUACGGGAAGUCCGAUGGCAACGAAUACAAACCAUCUCACAUAUUCAAUGGAAAGUUGCUUCGAGCAAUCUAAGCCGUGGGAGGUUAAACUUUGGUCAAUUUUGGCGGCUACGGAGAAAUUUCUUACUUACCCCCCUGAAGAAUGGGAAGAUGCACUGAGAAAAGAUGACAUUCUACCAAAGAUCUAUGUUCAUAUUCAUGAAAGCAGUCCGUCAAAUGACUUGAGCGUGCAUAUGCUAUGGCUGCUUGCCAGAUUAGGUACUGCCGCUGCUUUACUAAAAGAAUCCAGCCCGUUUCUCCAUAGUAACAUUCUCAGCUCCUUACUGCAAAGUUCCUCUCAAAGAAGAUCUAAUAUGGGACACAUCGAAUGUUAUGCGCAUGAAACUCUUGCUCUAUGCGCUGAGGUGCUCGAGUUCUCUUUUGGAGGCCAGGAUGCGGCCAGUAAUUUCGACGCCGAACCUCCCAAGCCUCGAGCAGUUCGCUGGAAUUCCAUCGUUAACAAGCUCAAUGAUUGGUAUUCAAAUAGGCCACCGGAUUUCAAUUCAGUUAUUGAGCUUAAUGACAGAAAAAAUCCAUUUCCAAUCAUAUAUUUCACCAACGGCUCGGCAGUCUUCGCCAAUCAGCUAUAUCAUACUGCCAUGAUGUUGAUACUGGCACACAAGCCAAAGACAGUGCAGCUUGAGCAACGGAGGACACCACCUUUGUCACAGCUAUGGCAUGCCCACAGGAUAUGCAGUAUUGCCAUUAAUAACAAUCGAUGCGAAUGCUGGGACCCAUGCCUCUUAGCUUCGUUCUAUGCGGCCGCUCGGCAGAUGACUCACGAGUCUCAGCAUAGAGAAAUACUGCAUGGAUUUGAGCAUAUUGGCGCCCUUGGCUGGCCUGUUGAUAGAUUCUUGGAUCAGCUAAAGCAAGAGUGGAACACUUCAGAACCUCCCGCAAUAUGUUGA
Molecule: messenger RNA, 1893 nt
Organism: Trichoderma asperellum CBS 433.97
Lineage: Eukaryota; Fungi; Ascomycota; Sordariomycetes; Hypocreales; Hypocreaceae
Biological process (GO): positive regulation of transcription by RNA polymerase II
Cellular component (GO): nucleus
Molecular function (GO): DNA-binding transcription factor activity, RNA polymerase II-specific; zinc ion binding; transcription cis-regulatory region binding
Source: RefSeq, a predicted model, not a curated record